Owenia fusiformis is the source of this 1661-nucleotide messenger RNA. The record is from the annotation of a GenBank genome assembly. NCBI's taxonomy places the organism in Eukaryota, Metazoa, Annelida, Polychaeta, Sabellida, Oweniidae.
UUUAGCCUCAGAAUGGCUUCCAGUUUCUACGCAACUAGGAUUUUGAUCGACUUGGUCUGAAAAGUUCCUGAAAAGUGGAUUAUCUCGCUUAUACAACUAUUUUUCAGGGGGUCGGAUUUUUAUAAGGCAGUAGCUAUGUCUACUUCUGAUAUGAGCCAUGCAAGGGAUAAAGCUGCAAGGUUGCUACGGAGACGGGGAAGCGCAUCAUCCAUGGCUAGCACCCAACAACAAUCAAUUCAUCAUCAAUCUGGCAUUGGUCCUCGUGGUAAACAUGGGUCAAUGAGUACAGUCUCAUAUAAUGACACACACGAUCAUGACAAUCCCAGGAUUCCCGUUAAGAUGGAGCCAACUUACCAAAUGGAGCCAGCCAAAAAGUUUCCGACUGGAAGUGUGCAGACCAUCAUAUCAGAUGUGCUCUCGAAUUAUCUACAGGAAGAGAAGUAUGAACCUGAAAUGUGUCGACAGAUGACCAAAACUAUAUCAGAGGUAGUAAAGGCUCGUGUAAAGGAUCUGAUGGUCCCACGCUAUAAGGUGAUUUGUGUUAUCCAUAUAGGCCAGAAGGGAGAGCAGGGGAUACGCGUCGGGAGUAGGUGUCUAUGGGACUCGGGAUAUGACACUUUCGCCACAUCAGAAUUCCGCAAUAAUUCUCUAUUCGCAAUCGGAACUGUGUAUGCAGUGUAUCAUGAAUGAGGUGUACAGAAUUAAUACAUGGUAUGACUUAUACUAAUUCCAAAUGUGCUUCAAGGCAUUGGAAUCUCAGCAGUUGUGAAAUAAAGGUGAUAGAACUUCCUGGGGAGAACUUCUACAUAAAACAGAUAAUGACUAAAUCCCUCAUCGAUUUCGAUGUUCUGCGUCCAGGCCUCUGCACUCAAUAUACAAAAAUGGAUAGUGGGGAUAUUGGUGUCUCAUACCUUCUUCUUUACUAUUAAAUCUGUCUCAGUUUCCUAAAUACAUUGCACACGGAGCAGAGGCUGUCUUGCAGCUAUAGUUUAAACCAUAAUGCACCAUUCAUUGAAGCAUCAGUUAUCAAUGAUGUCAUAGUAAUUAUGACUUAGCAAGUGCAAUAAUGAUGUUUUAUUCAAACUUUGUUUGUAUUUCAAGUAUUUACACAUUCAAGUUCUCUGCAGUUUUCUGCAUGAAAAAUUCUGAACCUUUUAGAGAAAAUUUAAAUCUUGCAAUGAGUUCUACAGACAUAUAUUUGAUCCAUAGCUGAUCAUGAUAUAGGCAAUGUGGUAGUGCUUGUUGGCUUUGACAUAAACUCUACGAUUUAUUGAUUGCAAUAUAAUUAUAUUGCAUGUUGAACUAUAUACUCAAGUAUGCAUUAGCAAUCAUGUACUAUAAUACUUUCAAUUAUUUAAGGGUCAUAUUUUCUUAAACAUUUUGUGUGGAUCAAGAAAUUGUAUAUAUAAUUAUUCCCACUUAAAGCAAGUGUACUAUUUUUCUUGUAGAAUAUAUUAUUGAGGCAAGAGCACAUAGUGUAUUUAUUCAUUGGGGUUAGUCUUGCAUCAAUCCAGUACCCUUCUGUUCCUGAAUCAGAAGAUUGGGAAUAGAGGAGGGUUCAUUUUCUGAACCUGAUGUAAGACUAAUCUGGCUAGAUUUACACCUGAUUCCCAAUGUACAGCACAGUUGACCUGUAAUUAUAAAUAAAUAUUAUAUUAUAG